GCGCGUCGGGGCUGCAGCCGGAGCGCGCCGGGCGCGGGUCGCAUUAAGCGGGAGCGCGGCGGCCGCGGGCUCUGGGGACGGACACACACGGAUCGCCCAAGGGACUGACACACGAGCACGCAACGCCAGCGUAGCUUGCUCCCACCCACUGGCGCCCACGUUCUUCUCGUGCCGCCGCCCCUGUGUAGCAAACUUUCCUCCCGGGACGCAACACGCUGUCUCAGGGAGCCCGCGUCCGCGCCGUCUGCUCCACCGGUCCCGGAAGCUGCUGAAAUGGGUUGUGGAUUGAACAAGUUGGAGAGACGUGAAGAGAAACGACCUGGGAAUAUUUACUCAACUUUGAAGAGGCCUCAGGUAGAAACUAAGGUAGAUGUGGCCUACGAGUACCGCUUUCUGGAGUUCACGACGCUGAGUGCCGCGGAGCUCCCGAGGUCCUCAGCAGUGAGGCUGGCAUCCCUGCGGGACUUGCCUGCUCAGCUGCAGGAGCUAUACCAGCAGGGCUUCUCCCUGGCUACCUUACAUCCCUUUGUGCAGCCUACUCACAAGCUGGAGAAAAUGCCUCUUGAGCACAUCUUCAGGGCCAUCCUGGUGAAGAAGACUGACAGAUCUCAGAAAACUGAUUCUUACAAUGAAGGCUAUGUCUUGGAAUUAGAUUGCUCCUCUUCCUUAGAACAACUGACAGACCAAAAAACCAUCCCAGAGUUCAUUAAGAAGGUCCAGGAGGCCGCUAGUCGGGGCCUGAAGUUCGUCAGCGUCAUACCUCAGUACCAUUACCCUACAACCUUGGUGGGCAGCAGCUCCCUGGCAUCCCCUGCCAACAGUGCUACCAAAAAUGCACAUGGAGAUCACACACCGUUAGAGAAUGAGGACCCAGGGGCUGUGGAUGUGAGCCUUGUUCCUGCCAGGGUGGACCAAUGCCUGGAGCCCAGUCCCAGCCCCACUGGGGAAGUUCCUCUCACUGAACAACCCAGCUCACCCUUGGGAGAAGGUGAGGAUAGAGAAGCCUCCUUGAGGAAGUUGAGCCCAACUCUGGAUGGACCGGAUGUUGACCUGUUGGAUGUGCAUGAAGAACAGUGCUCGGGAAAAAUGGAGAUCUUCACGCUUUUCAACAAGCCGAAGAACCAUCAGAAGGGCCGGCAAUACUACCCUGUCACCAUUCCUCUCCGCAUCUCCAGAAAUGGGCAGACAGUGAGCAGUCUGGAUGCCAACUGGUUGGAGCACAUGAGUGACCACUUCCGGAAAGGGGGGAUGCUGGUGAAUGCAGUCUUCCACCUGGGAAUGGUGCAUGACCCCUUACAUGGCUUGACAGAUGGUGUAUUCAUCUUUGAAGCUGUUUCCACAGAAGAUAGCAAAACCAUACAGGGCUAUGAUGCUAUUGUUGUCGAACAAUGGACAGUCCUGGAAGGUGUUGAAGUGCAGACAGACUAUGUGCCUCUGCUGAACUCUCUAGCAGCCUAUGGCUGGCAACUUACCUGUGUGCUGCCAACUCCUGUCGUCAAAACAACCAGAGAAGGGAGUAUAUCCACCAAGCAGAUUGUCUUUCUUCAGAGACCAUGUCUACCUCAGAAAAUCAAGAAGAAGGAGUCAAAGUUCCACUGGCGAUUCUCCCGAGAAGAGAUGCACAGCAGGCAGAUGAGAAAAUCCAAAGGUAAACUCAGAGACAAACGACAAGUAGAAGAAAAUGAGAAGAAUUUAGAAGACCAGUUUUCCAAAGAGGGAGAUGUGGAAAACUGUGUGCUGGGCAGGCAGCAGGAGGGCAGAGCCCCUGAGAUGAGAUUCCCUAUGGAAGAGGUCAAGGAAGAAAACCGUUCCUUUCCCAGCCAGCCAGGUGGCAAGGCCCUGGAGGGCAGGGCUGUGCAGAAUGGACCUGCUGUUUACAGCAGGACCUCAUCAGCCCUUAGGCACUCCAACCCUGGAGAGGAUGCCAGCAAUGGGGAUGCUGAGGAAGUUGACGGAGAGCCUGCUCCAACUACUCCAGAAAACUGAGUUUGUGCUACUAGACGAGUGGGCAAACCCAAGGCAUCCUGCCAGUAGCUGGUUUGCCCUGGUGUUGUAUUACCCUUUGGCUUGGCUUGACUACUAUUUUUGACAGUGUUGGUUUCUGCACAUCCAUUUGAAAGGUGUGUUAAUAACCCAGUGUUAGAAUUCGAGGUGAGGGUGCUUGUUUUAGACCGUGGGGUCAAAGGCUCAGUCCUGGCUCCACCAUUCCUCUCAAAGGAGGAGCCGGACCAUUCAGUGCCUGCUGAUGCCCCACGAGUCAUCCAUGAUGCAUCUAGGUCAAAUCCACGGACACCUUGGUUACCGACAAAGCUGUGGUUAACUCAUGUACCCUGCUGGGGCAGUGUCCACCUUUGCUGCUCUGUGUAGCAUUUGGUGACUUCAGACAGCCCCUGGGGCCCUGUCAGCUGCCCUUUUCCACCUACAUCCUGCUGCUUUGGCAAAGAAAUGACAUUUGGGAGGGGAGUUGCCCAGCCUCCUGGCUUUUAGAUAAGCAGUUCUAUAGAUACUGGUAAUCUAGAAAUAAAGAGGUUACUUUUGUGUGUACCAACUCUUUCUGAAUGUUCAGGAAGAUAUUCUGUGUUAGAAUUAAUGCCAAAAAUUUUUUUAAAAAAAGGUUUUGUAUCCAGCACAUCCUAUGAAUACAUAUUGUUACUGUCAUUCCAGGGCUGUGGGCAGGUUGGAUGCCUGUGUUAUGUACUAUUUUAAAUAGUGUAUCAUUGGCCAAGUUGUUACCCAUGUAUGCUGUCUGUCACGUGUUUAUAUUGUCCAGAAAGUAUUGUUAAAGCUUUAAGUAGACACAGCUGGCAAACCUCAGAGAGAGAAUGCCAUUUGUCCCGAUUGAAACAACAGCUUGCCUCUUCUCUGUUCAGUUACUUAAAGCAAUAAAUAUUCUGAAUUUA
This is a messenger RNA of Cavia porcellus (domestic guinea pig), 2900 nucleotides long. It is a transcript of the gene Rftn1, whose product is annotated as raftlin, lipid raft linker 1. Bases 274 to 1986 code for a protein of 570 amino acids. Lineage: Eukaryota; Metazoa; Chordata; Mammalia; Rodentia; Caviidae. The record is from RefSeq and is a predicted model, not a curated record. The transcript is spliced from 10 exons.